GAGAGAGAGUGACCCUUCAAAUGCCCCACCCACUUCCUUCUCUCUCUGAAACCCUCUCAAUUGAGAACAAGAUUUCUCUUUUUCUUUUUUUGAUGGCGACAUUGCUUUUUCUUUUUUUUUAAUGCUCUCUCUCGCUCUCCACUUCAUAAAGUGAACUGUAGAUGAAGAUGAACAAACGCCAAGGGAUCGGAUCCGAAACCCUAGUUUCUCGUUCUAAAUCCGUCAUAGCUUGAUACACUUCCCAUUUAUGUUAACAGGAUCUUGUGGAGAUACAGAACCUGCAUUUAGCGUUGAGAUCUAGCGUUAUAUCAGUUGAAUGGGCCAGCAUUCUGCUAUACAUACUGUUAAAUUCCCAAAUAAAACAUAAGGGUUUUCCCCCUUGUCUUUCAAAUUGUCUUAUAGAAGUAAACAUGGGGGCAAAAUGCUGCAUGCCUGUUAGGGAUGAUAUGCCCAUGGUUUUGAGGAAGAAAGAUAGAGUCCCCCAUGAGCUUUAUUCGCGGAGAAGUAGUAGAUGCUCACCUUCAUGGAGCUUCAGAUGUGACAACCGAACACAUAUAGAGGAUAUAGUGGACAACCCUUCUUGGCUUUCUCAUGAAAGUGGUGGUAGUGCUGUCUCAGAAUUUAUUAGUACAUGCGAUGGAGAAAUUGAAGGUCUUUCAGAUGGGAGCAGUUCAUCCAAUACUCUUCAGUUGCCCAAGUUGCAGAAGCUCCCUAAUGAGUUGAACAUAAAGGGGAACUCUCAAACUGGUCUUGCAGGUACUAAUAUUGCUAUGCACAAAACAGAUCUUUCCCCAACAAAGGAUACAUCACAUGAGGAAUCAGAGAUCAGAGAGUCCUCGAGCCCUGCAAAUGCUUCAGAACCAAAACAAUCCUCUACAGCCCAUACAGCUUCUGUACCAAACCUUAGGUUUUGCUCCCCACCAUCUAAUCCAUCAUCACCACACCCUUUUCCAGGUCACAGAUUCUCUCCACAAAUCUCUGAAGGCCAGGUUCUGGCAUCUGAUAGCUGGAUCAUGCAGUCAUUCUCUCAGCUUUAUCAAAGCGACAACAGAGCAAGUACUCACUUAUCCUCAUCUACCUCCAAUCUACAGACUUGCUGCUUGUGCUCAAAGCUAGUAACAGAGAGGGCCACAUGGAAGGGAAAUGAGAUCACCGUGGCUGCUGUUCUUGUUUGUGGGCAUGUCUUUCAUGCCGAGUGCUUGGAAACUGUGACACCUGAGGCUUCAAAAUUCGAUCCAAGUUGUCCUACUUGCUUUCAUGGAGAGAACUCUUCAGGAAAUGCAUUAAUAACUUGUUCUAAGUCUAGGAAUAAGAUUUCGAGGGGAGCUGUAGCUGAUAUCAAUGGUGAUGGAAAGCUCGUUAUGAAAGAUCUGAAAUUGGGAGCUAGCAUCAGUGUGAAGAAUGCCUUAGGCUGGUCAUUCUUGAGAAAGCAUUUAGCGUUUGGGUCUCGAUCUAUAAAACACUCAUCAAAGAGUGGAUCCUUUGUCAGAUAUCGGUAGGAGGAGUUGAAUGAGAUAAUGAAAGAGGUGUUGCGGCAAAGAAACUCUCUGCAAGAUUUGAAGAUUUUCCUCUCUCUCGAGCAAGUGUCUGAAGAUGGAGGACUUUUGAUUCAUCUUUUGUAUAGUUUUUGUUGUGUAUAUAACUGUUCUUUAUCUUUCAUAUGUUGACUAUAGAAAAUUAAAAUUCUACUAUGCACAUGUAUGGCUGGCUU
Molecule: messenger RNA, 1711 nt
Organism: Asparagus officinalis (garden asparagus)
Lineage: Eukaryota; Viridiplantae; Streptophyta; Magnoliopsida; Asparagales; Asparagaceae
Exons: 5
Coding region: 411-1499 (362 amino acids)
Source: RefSeq, a predicted model, not a curated record